This is a messenger RNA of Sciurus carolinensis (gray squirrel), 2585 nucleotides long. It is a transcript of the gene Sdc4, whose product is annotated as syndecan 4. Gene Ontology annotation, cellular component: membrane; cell surface. The record is from RefSeq and is a predicted model, not a curated record. The coding region runs from base 3 to 665 and encodes 220 amino acids. The transcript has 5 exons. Gene Ontology annotation, biological process: cell migration. Lineage: Eukaryota; Metazoa; Chordata; Mammalia; Rodentia; Sciuridae.
AGAUGGGCCCGCGCCUGCCGGGGCCACUCGCCGCAGCCUCUAGGCUCCGCCGAACCAUGUCGCCCGAGCGCCUGCUCGCUCUGGGGCUGCUCUUCUGCGUGGGCGUCUCCGCAGCCACCGCAGAGUCGAUCCGAGAAACCGAGGUCAUCGACCCCCAGGACCUCCUGGAAGGCCAGUACUUCUCCGGAGACCUACCUGAUGAUGAGGACGUCGGGGGCCCCGGGCAGGAAUCUGAUGACUUUGAGCUGUCGGGCUCUGGAGAUCUGGAUGACUUGGAGGGCCCGGAAAGCUUCCCUGAAGUGAUCCAUCCCUUGGUGCCUCUAGAUAACCACAUCCCUGAGCGGGCAGGGCCUGGGAGCCAGGUCCGCUCCGAAUCUAAGGAACUCGAGGAGAAUGAAGUCAUCCCUAAGAGGAUCUCGCCCUUUGAGGGAGACGAGGAUGUAUCCAACAAGGUGUCCAUGUCCAGCACUGCCCAGAGCAGCAACAUCUUUGAGAGAACGGAGGUCCUGGCAGCGCUGAUUGUGGGUGGCAUCGUGGGCAUCCUGUUCGCGGUUUUCCUGAUCCUGCUGCUGGUCUACCGCAUGAAGAAGAAGGACGAAGGCAGCUACGACCUGGGCAAGAAGCCCAUCUACAAAAAAGCCCCCACCAAUGAGUUCUACGCAUGAGCCUCCCACAGGCACUGGCUUGGACUUGAGCAGGAAGGGGAGCCAAAGGAUUGUGAACGGUGGGCACUAGAGUAGGAGGAGGAACCUCAACACCUACCUGUCCGUAUCUCCAGCGCCGAUCCCCUAUCCGGGGUCAAAAGCGACAUCGUCUUCUACUGUGCUGCCUAGCUCUUCUGGGGUUUUGGCCUCAGUUGCCCCUGAAGAAAAAUGGGGGUUAAGUGUGGCCUUUCUGAAGGCAAGCCUGGGGGUGGGUCAUUUUUAAAAAUUUCCAGAUUAGAAUCUAGGACCAGUUUAGAGCCUCUACUGAACAUGCCUCAUGGGGGGGCCCCCUGGAGCCAGGGGUGAAGGGGUAUUUAUUGUGGGAGUCCCGCCUGGAGGUCUGCCUGGCUGCUUCCUCCCCUUUCACAGCCCAUCCCUCUGUGGGACUGGGGAGAAGGAACUAGAACCCCCGGCACCCCCAAGAACGUCCAUCCGUGGGUCCUUGCCAUGGAGCGGGAGGGUUUGUGGUACACCGAGGGCCAUCCUGGGCUCUUUUGAGCGACUUGUGGAAAUCGACCUUUUUUAUUUGGCCAGGGAGGGUGGGGGACGUGCUGCAAGCACACCCUGAAAUGAAUCUAUAGAAUAUUUGUAAAUCAUCUUUAGGGUGUUUUUGUUAUUAUUGUUUUUUUAACAGUUCAUUCCUUUGUGCAGAGUGUGUCUGCCUGGGCAAGCGUGGAGAUGUGAGGAUGUUCUGCACUCACAUUUCACAGCACCUGCGAAGUUUGUAUUUAAUGAGUUUUAUGUUUGUUUGUUUCUUGAAAAUGAGAGAAGAGCCGGAGAUGUGAUUUUUAUUAAUUUUUUUUUUUUUUUUUUUUUUACUAUUUAUAGCUUCAUACAGGGCCUCUCUUUCCCUUUUUAUUCUUUAGCCCCCCCCCCCCCAUUUAAAAAAGUUCCUGCUCCCCUGCUCAUGACCUUGGCCCUUUCUGAAGCUGCUUCAUCUAAGAAGUAACUUUUGCUGAAACAUAGUUUUAUAGCAGAUCCCAAAAUAUAAUAUAGGGAUGGUGUGGUAUUUGUGUCUCUGUUCCUGUAAUAUAUUAUUAUUUGCCCUUGGUUCUAGAAAAAUAGAUAAAUAUAUUUUUUCAGGAUAUAGUGUGAUAUUUCCAGUUUCCUGUUGGCCGGGUGGCUGCGCGAGUGGAUUUUUGCCUUUCUCUUGCCCUGUUCCUGGUGCCUUCUGACCGGGCUGGGAUGGCGGAGGGCAGAUGAUUCCAGUCUUUCUGCCUUCUGCUUGGGGCCCAGCUCAGGUUGUAGGGUUUGCUUUCUCUAGGCUCUAGGGCUGUGCUACACAAUAGAGUAACCACAUGUGGCUGUUUAAAUUAGGUCAGUUCAGAUCAUGUAAAGUUUGAACUUCAUCCUCAUCUGUCAGUUGCACUAAUCACAUCUUGAGCAUCCAGUCACCCCCCGGGGCUCGUGGCUAUGGUACUGACCCUGCAGAGAGAGCCCUUCCAUGCUGCUCUAGAGAACUGUACUGGCUUGGUGAGCUAGUGCUCAGCUCGGCUGGGAUGACUCUCAUCUCCCUGGGAUGGGGAAGGGGAUAGGGAGGAAGGCCAAUGAGGCCCCAGCUGGGUCUAUUAUCUGGGGCUCUCCCUCUUAGGAGAGGCCUGGUGGCUUAGCCCAGGUAGGUCGUUUCUUCUGACCCCACUGACUGGGGUGGGGAGAAUCACCUUCCCUCAUUGUGCCCUGUGGCUGUUAGCUCCCAUCUCUACCCCAACCCAGAGUCCCAGCCGGCUGGGUCCUCUUCUAGCCUCUUCUAGCCUCAGGGUCCUUUUCCUCUUGCUGUGUUGGAGUGAGCACAUCUGCAGCCUGCCCCGACUCUCCUCCCACCCCCACUGUCGUCUGUUACUGAUUUUUUGAUAAAAAGAUAAUAAAACCUGGUACUUUCUA